Messenger RNA from Darwinula stevensoni, 1131 nucleotides. The record is from the annotation of a GenBank genome assembly. Lineage: Eukaryota; Metazoa; Arthropoda; Ostracoda; Podocopida; Darwinulidae.
UUAUGUGCCGAACAAAAUAUGCAAGUGGUUCAACCCACUACACCAGCACAAAUUUAUCACGUCUUGCGCCGUCAAAUGAUCCGUCAAUUCCGCAAGCCGUUGGUCAUCAUGACACCUAAGUCAUUAUUACGUCACAAAAUGGCGGUUUCCCCGCUUGAAGAUCUCGCCAAGGGACGUUUCAAAACGGUGAUUGGUGAAACAACUGAAAUCGCCGAUGACAAGGUUAAACGUGUUGUGGCGUGUUCAGGACGAGUUUAUUAUGAUUUGCUCGCCAAACGCGACGAGAUGAAAGCCAAUAUUGCUAUCAUGCUUGAAAUUGCCACGGGUAAACAAGUGGCCAUUUCACCAAAAUUGGAGAACAACAUGUCGAUUGUAGAAGUUAAAGUCCCACAGUUAUCUGAAUCGGUCGCUGAAGCUACCCUUUUAGAGUGGAAAAAGCAAAUUGGUCAAGCGGUUAAGCAAGAUGAAACACUGAUUGAAGUUGAAACGGACAAAGUCAUUCUAGAAGUGCCCAGCCCAGGUUCGGGUGUGUUGGUUGAGAUUAUUGCGCCCAACGGGGCAACCGUUACCGCAGAACAAGUGAUUGCCAAAAUUGAUACCGCAGCCAACGCAUCAGCUGGUGCGGCAUCUGCCACAGCCGCAACUGCGCCAGCCACAGCAACAGCAACUAUCCCUGCUCCUUCUACAGCAACUGCCGCACCAGCGGCAAACACAGCCAGCACAACCACCGUCAUGCCAGCUGCUGCCAAACUCAUUGCCGAAAACAAUGUCAGUGUCGCUAGUGGUACAGGAAAAGAUGGUCGCGUAACAAAAGGUGAUGUCCUUGCCGCGUUAUCUAACCCUCCUGCGAAUGUCCCCAAAGUACCCCAAGCACAGUCAGCUAUGCCUGAGAUCAUUGCGGUAACCAACACCGAAAACCUCUCUGGUCGGCCAGAAGAACGCGUGCCUAUGAGUCGCUUACGCGCUCGAAUUGCAGAACGUUUGGUCUUAUCACAACAAACCAAUGCGAUUUUGACGACCUUUAAUGAAGUCAAUAUGCAACCCGUGAUGGACUUACGAAACAAAUUUAAAGAACAAUUUGAAAAAAAUCAUGGAGUUAAACUUGGCUUCAUGUCAUUUUUUGUUAAAGCC